Sebastes umbrosus (honeycomb rockfish) is the source of this 4536-nucleotide messenger RNA. It is a transcript of the gene smurf2, whose product is annotated as SMAD specific E3 ubiquitin protein ligase 2. The record is from RefSeq and is a predicted model, not a curated record. Lineage: Eukaryota; Metazoa; Chordata; Actinopteri; Perciformes; Sebastidae. The transcript has 19 exons. Gene Ontology annotation, biological process: negative regulation of BMP signaling pathway; ubiquitin-dependent protein catabolic process. Gene Ontology annotation, molecular function: protein binding; ubiquitin protein ligase activity. The coding region runs from base 690 to 3071 and encodes 793 amino acids.
UAAGAGCACACUACUGUGACAGAUAGAUUAAAUAAUUGUAAUGGUAGUAUGGGGGGUCUUAUAGGCUUACGUAGAUUGUGGCUACACCCCUGUAAAAUAUCAUAAAUUGUCAUAAACAUGUAUAUAUUUCAUAGCUGUGUUUAAUUAUGCCAUCAAAGUAAAAAAAAAAAAAAGCACAUAGGGACCUGUGUGUGUGAAUUACAGUGAGGAGGUGCCACAUGUUGGAGAGAUGUUUCACUCCCCCCUCAGUGUGUGUGUGUUGUCGUCAGCGGUCAGUCAGCUCUCGACAGCCUCCUGAACGGCUCCACUACUCACUCACUGGAGGCUCAACAGUUCAACUCCCGACGAGCGGAGAGGAGGACUCAGUCCGCGGCACAGCACACACAGACAGACAGGCUGCUCUCCGAAAGAUGUGAAGAUAAAACACAACGUGUUACAGCAGUCUCCACAGCAAAGCCAUUUCUAGUAAAUGCACUUUGCAGCACCGCAAUUUAUCUUUUUGUAUUAUUUUUGUUGCAUUAGUGAGCGGUCGCUAUGGCAGUUGAGUUCACAUCCGGGCCACUAUGCCUUGACUCCAUUAUCGUCUAAAAACUGGCGGAGAGCUUCAUAAACCUUAUUUUAUUAUUUUAUUUUUACAGUUAACGAUUUUUAAUUACGUGCAAUUGAAGUGCUGGAAACCAAGAGGGGACAUGUCUAACCAAGGAGUCCGGCGGAAUGGCCCCGUGAAGCUGCGACUAACAGUCCUCUGCGCCAAAAACCUGGUGAAGAAGGACUUCUUCCGCCUCCCUGAUCCCUUUGCCAAGGUCGUUGUGGACGGUUCAGGGCAAUGCCACUCGACAGACACUGUGAGGAACACACUCGACCCCAAGUGGAAUCAACACUAUGACCUAUACAUCGGGAAAUCAGAUUCUAUCACCAUCAGCGUGUGGAAUCACAAGAAGAUUCACAAGAAGCAAGGGGCUGGGUUCCUGGGCUGUGUCCGCCUUCUGUCCAACGCUAUCAAUCGCCUUAAAGACACGGGCUGUAAGUACCAGAGACUAGACUUGAACAAGCUGAGUCCCAAUGACAGUGACACAGUCAGAGGCCAGAUAGUGGUGAGCCUGCAGUCGAGGGACCGGAUAGGCACGGGGGGCCCCGUGGUGGACUGCAGUCGGCUGUUUGACAACGAUCUCCCAGAUGGCUGGGAGGAGAGGAGGACGGCGUCUGGACGGAUCCAGUAUUUGAACCACAUCACACGCACCACACAGUGGGAGAGGCCUACCAGGCCCGCAUCAGAGUACUCCAGCCCCGGCCGGCCUCUCAGCUGCAUCGUGGACGAGAACACGCCCGUCAGCACAAACGGGGCUACGCCCACCACGGCAUUGCCGCCCAUCGACGGCGACCAGCGGGCCCAGGAGAGACGGGUCCGCUCCCAGAGGCACCGCAACUACAUGAGCAGAACCCACCUGCACACACCCCCGGAUCUCCCUGAGGGAUAUGAGCAGAGGACCACGCAGCAAGGCCAAGUGUACUUUCUCCACACUCAGACAGGUGUCAGCACGUGGCAUGACCCCAGGGUACCAAGAGAUCUGAGUAAUGUGAACUGUGAGGAACUGGGUCCUCUGCCUCCUGGAUGGGAGAUACGGAACACCGCCACUGGGAGGGUUUACUUUGUCGACCACAACAACCGAACCACGCAGUUCACAGACCCACGCCUCUCUGCCAACCUGCAUCUAGUCCUAAAUCCAAGCCCAAGCCCCAAUGGUUCUCGAGGAGGCAUCGAAAGUCAGAAUGUCAGUCGUCAGAACCAGUUGAAGGAUCAGGCCCAGCAGGCUCUGGUGUCCCCCAGUCAGCUCCCAGAGGAGGCCGAGUGCCUCACGGUGCCCAAGUACAAGAGGGACCUUGUUCAGAAGCUCAAGAUCCUCCGCCAGGAGCUGUCCCAGCAGCAGCCUCAGGCCGGACACUGCCGCAUCGAGGUGUCCCGCGAGGAGAUCUUCGAGGAGUCGUAUCGCCAGGUGAUGAAGAUGAGGCCGAAGGACCUGUGGAAAAGGCUAAUGGUGAAGUUCAGAGGAGAGGAAGGGCUCGAUUAUGGAGGAGUUGCCAGGGAGUGGCUCUAUCUGCUGUCGCAUGAGAUGCUGAACCCAUACUACGGCCUGUUCCAGUACUCCCGUGAUGACAUCUACACACUGCAGAUAAACCCGGACUCUGCGGUCAACCCUGAGCACUUGUCAUACUUUCACUUCGUGGGCCGUAUCAUGGGGAUGGCUGUGUUCCACGGCCACUACAUAGACGGAGGCUUCACUCUGCCCUUCUACAAACAGCUGCUGGGUAAACCCAUCACCCUGGACGACAUGGAGUCCGUUGACCCCGACCUGCACAACAGCCUCGUGUGGAUCCUGGACAAUGACAUCACAGGUGUGCUGGACCACACCUUCUGCGUAGAACACAAUGCCUAUGGAGAGAUCAUCCAGCACGAGCUCAAGCCCAACGGUAAGAGCAUCCCCGUCUCCCAGGACACCAAGAAAGAGUACGUGCGGCUCUACGUCAACUGGCGCUUUCUGCGAGGCAUAGAGGCCCAGUUCCUGGCUCUGCAGAAGGGCUUCAAUGAGGUCAUCCCCCAGCACCUCCUCAAGGCUUUUGAUGAGAAGGAGCUAGAGCUAAUCGUAUGUGGUCUGGGUAAAAUCGACAUCAACGACUGGAAGUCCAACACAAGGCUCAAACACUGCACUCCAGACAGCAACAACGUCAAAUGGUUCUGGAAAGCUGUGGAGUCCUUCGACGAGGAGCGCAGAGCCCGGCUGCUGCAGUUCGUCACCGGCUCCUCCAGAGUUCCCCUGCAAGGCUUCAAGGCCCUCCAAGGUGCUGCUGGUCCACGGCUCUUUACCAUCCACCAGAUCGAUGCCAGCACCAACAACCUGCCCAAAGCCCACACCUGCUUCAACCGGAUUGACAUUCCUCCCUAUGAGCAAUAUGACAAACUGUACGACAAGUUGCUCACCGCCAUCGAGGAGACGUGCGGCUUCGCUGUGGGAGUGAGCCACCGAAGCGGGCCGAGCUCAGCAACAACCGGAAGCAACGUGGAUUGGCCGUGAUAAGCCUCCCCCCUACAAAUCAAUCCACUCUCGACGGGGGUCCUCCACGGUUGCUUCACCCAGGGACGCCCAUACUUCCCGGGGGACAUGUGGCCAAGCUAAGGGAGGGUGAGCCAGAGAAGACCAGAAAAUGUCACCUGACUCUGGGUUUCUUUUCAGACCCUCCAGCCCUCCUUCAUGUCUUUUUUUACAUCAUUGAAAAGGAUCUCUUCAGCUGCUAAUAACUCAGACUAUUUACUAACUCGUGGAACCUGCAAAAGUUGCCGGCUCUUCCCUUUUUUUCUAAAUUCAUUUUAGCAUUUUAAAAAUAGACUGUAUUCCAUGUAGCAACGCUCCAUCUUACCAAGCAGAACACAAGGUCAGUCCACUCUGAAACGACAUUAACGAGACUGGUUUGUUUGCUAGAGCACAGGGUUAUUAAUGGUUCCCACAACCACUUGGAAACACUAAAUUUGUAUGCAGAGUGCACGCGACUCGUGCUGUUUGGUGCCUCGGAGUGACCACAUCGGGGCUAUCGCUAACGCCAAGGCUGGAGAACGGGGAUGAGAAGGCGAGACUAGAGACUGAAUUAGGCAGAGCCGACUGUUUACAACCCUCUCCAAAGACGGCAGCAGGGACCUCUGCUCCUGAGUCGCUGCCAGCAAGUAGCGCUGCAUUCCCACUUCACACGUCUGACAGUCAGUUUUGUUUGAAAAUGAAUGAAUAGCUUGAAAUGUGUUAUUUUUAUAUAACGGGGGAAAAAAAUUGAAAACAGUAAAAUUCUAUAUAUAUAUAUAAUUUAUUGCUGAUAUAUUUCAGAAACCCCGAUCCAUUAUUUCAGAAAAAAAAAUAAGAUCUUUUAAAUGUUAAGUGUUACUGUUUAAAUUAUGGAAGACAAAUUGUGAAAAACAGAAUUAAGCUUGACUGAAUUUCACUUACGAAUGCUGUGGUUUAUUUCUGGACACAACUUCUCUCACACUGUACAAGGAGAGGUGUGUCUUAAAGAGCAAAAAAAUAUUUUAAACACACAAUGUCCUCUGAGUGCCAUAAUCAGUUUUUUAAUGAAUGAAUCUUUGUUAAUAUCGAACGGACCCUUUAAAUUAUACUGAUUACAUUCUGGAGCUACUUAUGGUGGUGGUGAUGUCUCCCUACUAUUUUUAUUAACACAUUUGUAGCUGGGCUAUAUUAAGGGGAUAGUUUGUGGUGUUUGAAGUAGGGUUAUAUGAGGUACUUAUCCACAGUAGGUGUAUUACCUAUAGUAGAUGACGGUUGGUGUGCCCCCAGCUUGGAGAAACAGAGAGGAGUACCGACACCCGAGCAAAGCAACGUAUUGCUGUGGACGGGGCCGGUAGCAACGCUAUAUUUAGAAUAUUUUCACCGCUUUAUCUUGCCGUCAGAUAGCCCUUUCCUUCUACUUUCUGACAGCGAACUGAACUGAAAAUGAAACUUAUCUAUGUCUCUCCAAAGCCAGCAGGCUCAGAUGACA